CCGCGUAUCGUCGCACAGCUGAACCUCCUCCGGAGAAGGUCUGUCUGUAGUUGCCGGUUAGCGUCAUGUCGGGCGUUGUGGAUACUAAAUUGUACGACAUCCUCGGAGUUUCGCCGUCUGCGUCUGAAAAUGAACUUAAAAAGGCCUACCGCAAAUUGGCCAAAGAGUACCACCCUGACAAGAACCCUGAAGCUGGAGACAAGUUUAAAGAGAUAAGUUUUGCAUAUGAGGUAUUGACAAACCCAGAAAAAAAGGAGCUUUAUGACCGCUAUGGAGAGCAAGGCCUACGGGAGGGAGGAGGAGGAGGACCUGGCAUGGAGGAUAUCUUCUCUCACAUUUUUGGUGGAGGACUGUUUGGGUUCAUGGGGGGACAAGGAAGAGGACGCAAUGGAGGCAGGAGGAGAGGAGAUGAUAUGGUACACCCGCUGAAGGUUUCUCUUGAAGACUUGUACAAUGGUAAAACCACAAAACUGCAGCUCAGUAAGAAUGUGCUGUGUAGUGCCUGUAAUGGUCAGGGUGGUAAGGCAGGAGCUGUGCAGAAGUGUGUAGCAUGCAGAGGACGGGGCAUGAGAAUCAUGAUUAGACAGCUGGCUCCAGGAAUGGUUCAGCAGAUGCAGUCAGUCUGCACAGACUGCAAUGGGGAGGGUGAAGUGAUAAAUGAAAAGGACCGCUGCAGAAAGUGUGAGGGUCAUAAAGUCUGUAAGGAGACUAAGGUUCUUGAAGUUCACGUGGACAAAGGCAUGAGACAUGGACAGAAGAUCACAUUCACUGGAGAAGCUGACCAAGCACCAGGCAUGGAACCAGGAGAUAUAGUUCUGGUGCUGCAAGAGAAAGAACAUGAGGAUUUCCGCCGUGAUGGCAGCGAUCUUCACAUGGUUCAUCGUAUCGGCCUGGUUGAGGCUCUGUGCGGCUUCCAGUUCACAGUCACACACCUCGACGGACGUCAGUUGCUUGUUAAAUAUCCACCUGGAAAGGUCAUUGAGCCAGGCUGCAUUCGAGUGGUGAAAGGAGAGGGGAUGCCUCAGUACAGAAAUCCAUUUGAGAAGGGAGAUCUUUACAUUAAGUUUGAGGUCCAGUUCCCCGAAAACAACUGGAUUAACCCUGAAAAGCUGAAUGAACUCGAGUGCUUGCUGCCUGCCCGUGCCGAGACUCCCGUUAUUGCAGCAGAUGCUGAGGAAGUUGACCUAACAGAUUUUGACAGAAGUCAAGGUUCAGGAAGCGGAGCCAGGAGAGAGGCCUACAAUGAUAGUUCUGAUGAGGAAGGGGGUCAUCAUGGCCCAGGAGUGCAGUGCGCACACCAAUAGAAAGACUACAGACUUGCACACACAUAGAAGCAUAAAAACACAAAAGUCCCAUUGCUAACACCAUUCAAGAUUUGCGACUCAUACAUUUUCCUCCUGUCAAGACUCACAUGAAAAAGAGAUUAAUUAAUAUAUAUGUAUGUGUGUGUGUGUAUAUAUAUAUAUAUAUAUAUAUAUAUAUAUAUAUAUAUAUAUAUAUAAAUACACACACACACAAAAUUACCCCCCUUCGUUCAGCUCCAUGGUGCCCAUAAGACAGAGUGAUCCUGGAUGUGUUAUGAUCAUUUUAUGUUUAUGAACAGUAGUACUCUUCAAAGCCAGCAGCAGGAAGGUGGCCCCAUUUUCAGAAGUUUAUUGAAUGAACAUGAUUUAGAUCCCUUCGUUUUCAUCCUAAAUGUUUAGACUCGUCUUUCCCAUAAUGAAAGGUAAUGUAUAAAAUUAAAUUUUUGUUGACUGUCUUGUAAAAUAUAUAGUUUAAAAUCUUUUACACACAAGCGCAUGCUGCAGUUUGCUAAAGAGCUUGCCCUUGUAAAACUAGGGUCCAGACAUUACAUAAACAUAUACAUUUCAAUUUCAGUGUUUCACCACUAUUAAAGUGCUCUGCUCCCAUCAGCGCUAACCUGAUUAUACUUUAAAAGGAGACUUGUCAUAUUUUGAAAAUGGGAUUUGCUGGUUCUGUUCAGUUCCUAGCUGCCACACACACAUAUUAAAGGCCUGACUAAAGUACCUGCCUGCCAGGGACAUUUGUUUUUUUGUUUUUUUCUCAUAUGUAAGCUGUUUUUGUCUAUGUAGGUGUGAAUGAUAAGCCCCUUUUCAGACAUUCAGACAGAGAUAACAUUCAUUAAUCUUUAAAGUGAGAAAACUAUGCCGUGCAGAUGUAUAGCGCUUUUGUUAAUGUUCCUUAAUUGAAGACGAGUAAAUUUUUGAAUGUUUAGUUCUCUCCAAUAGUGUAAAAAGGGGCAGGUUCUGUAUUUGUACUGCAUGGUGCUCCUUGGAGAGCUGUACCCUUUCCCUAACACAUCCACCCAGGGACAAACAUUUCUCUUCUGGAUCAGGAAAACCGCAUCAUAUACAAAUCUUCAAAUUAUAGUCGUUACUGAUUCAAGACACAUGCACAUUCACAGUCUUGCCAUUAUUGAAGAGAGACGAUCAACGUUCAGACAUGAAGCCGACAAGUUCAGUUGAUUAAUGGAAACAAUUGCAUGUCUGAAGCGGGGGGUUAGUGUGUUUGAGACCUCUGAACUUGAAGUUUUGUGUUCAUUUGAGUGGAGGUCAAACUUGUAUACUACUUGUAUGUGUGUAAUGCAGUGGCUCAGUGUGUGGGAGCUGCUGUGGAAUGUUCCGGCUUAUUAGGGUGGUAGGUAUUCCUGCUUUAUAUUGGACUGCAGUGUGAGUGGAUAUUAUAUAAAGUUAGGGAAGGAGAAAAAAUGUUUAUUUGCUGAGAAUCUUCCCCACAUGGACAGUUUUAUUCUCACCAGGACUGAGAAGUUCUCCUGGCUUGCAGGAAAACCACUGAGCCUGCACCAAACCCUCUGUUAUACAUAUCUCCCUAUUCUUGUUAGCCAAACCUUUGUCCCUCAACAUGUUAUAAGAGUCCCACCCCCAUAUACCUGUAAAUAAAUACAGUCCUACUCCACAGGUGCAUUCAGAGUCAACAGCAGUGUCUUUCUUUAGCCACAACUUUUUUUCUUACAUAAUGGUAAUAAAUGUUAUGUUCAGAUGAAGAGAAGUUAAUGGAGCCACUGUAGACUGUUAUCACACACCUCUGUGACUCAUUGUGUAUUUAAUUUAGCCCACGGGAUAGUCUGUACACAAUUUAAGGAGGGUCAUUGGUAAAUUACAUUAUUGUUGAUGCUUAUGGUUGUCGAGAUUAUAAUUAAACUGUACAAUAAAUGACUGCAAGUUCA
Messenger RNA from Pelmatolapia mariae (spotted tilapia), 3208 nucleotides. RefSeq names its product DnaJ heat shock protein family (Hsp40) member A2b (gene dnaja2b). The record is from RefSeq and is a predicted model, not a curated record. Gene Ontology annotation, cellular component: cytosol; cytoplasm. Bases 66 to 1304 code for a protein of 412 amino acids. Gene Ontology annotation, molecular function: Hsp70 protein binding; ATP binding. Gene Ontology annotation, biological process: response to heat; protein refolding. Lineage: Eukaryota; Metazoa; Chordata; Actinopteri; Cichliformes; Cichlidae. The transcript is spliced from 9 exons.